AUGGCACCGCAUUCCUCCCAAUCCUCCGCGCCCUCUCCAUCAUUGAAGCGCAAGCAAGCUACCAUCUCCAGUUUCUUUACUCAAAAACCGUCUUCAACGCCACGCUCUGCUACUAACGUCAUUGAAACGCCGUCCAAAACUGCGUCGAAAAAAAGAGCGGCCUCACCUACCGAGCCGAGUCCUGUCUCGGAAGGAGCAGCUCCUGUACCGGACGACGAUGACGAAGACGACGAUAUCGUGGUGCCACCCACUAAACGCGUGAGAAGGAACGGCUCAGCUCCAGAAGAACCUGCAGAAGUUCUGCCAGAGAUAUCAUUGCACCCCCCAUCCCAACUGAGCAGUAGCCAACGGACGGACAUCUUCAAGUUCCAAAGUCUCCCCACCGACCCCUCGGCGAACAACGAAGCUGAAGACCCUGAAGCCGUCGAACGAAGGAAGACAAAAGAAAAACUGCACCAGAAGUUUGUCCGGAAACUCGGCGGAGCCGACUGCUUGAUUGGCAUUGGAAGAACAGCGGCCAGCGAUCUCGCCGGUGCCGGCGCUGAGGCCGAAGAAGCCGAUGACGAUGAGGAGCCCACGCCCCCGCCCCCCACAAAGGGCAAGGGCGCUGCUAAGAAGGGCGGCAGCAAGCUCACGCCCAUGGAGAAACAGGUCAUCGAGAUCAAGCGCAAGCACAUGGACACCGUGCUGGUGAUCGAAGUCGGUUACAAAUUUCGGUUUUUCGGCGAGGAUGCUCGCGUGGCAGCGAAGGAGCUGGGAAUCGUGUGCAUACCAGGAAAGUUCCGGUUUGAUGAGCAUCCAUCCGAGGCCCAUAUUGACCGCUUCGCGUCGGCCAGUAUCCCCGUGCACAGAUUGCAUGUUCAUGUGAAGCGUCUCAUUACGGCGGGCCACAAGGUCGGCGUGGUGCGGCAGAUCGAAACCGCGGCGCUCAAGGCGGCUGGGGACAAUCGCAAUGCGCCGUUUGUGCGCAAGUUGACGAACCUGUACACGAAGGGAACUUAUAUCGAUGACGUGGAAGGUUUGGCGGGCCCGGCACCUGCAGCUGGGGGUGCUUCGCCGGCGACUGGGUAUAUGUUCUGCAUCACCGAGACCAAUGCCAAAGGCUGGGGGAACGACGAGCGGGUGCACGUUGGUAUUGUCGCUGUUCAACCAGCCACGGGUGACGUUAUCUAUGACGACUUUGAGGAUGGAUUUAUGCGGAGCGAGAUUGAGACGCGGCUCUUGCAUAUUGCGCCUUGUGAGAUUCUCAUUGUUGGGGAUAUGUCUCGAGCCAGCGAAAAGCUUGUGCAGCAUCUAUCCGGAAGUAAGAUGAAUGUUUUUGGGGACGCUGUUCGCCUGGAGCGGGCACCGAAGAAAAAAACGGCAGCAGCAGAAGCUCAUAGCCAUGUUGCAGGCUUCUACGCCGGCAAAAUGAGUGCAACUGGGGGCGAGGAGGACGUCAAGGCCGCAAAGCUGCUGCAGAAUGUGCUUGAAUUGCCCGAGCAAGUUACUGUUUGUCUAUCUGCUAUGAUUGAGCACAUGACGGAGUAUGGGCUUGAGCAUGUGUUUAAUCUGACGAAGUACUUCCAACCAUUUUCGGCGCGGUCCCAUAUGCUGUUGAAUGGCAACACACUGGUCAGCCUGGAGAUUUAUCAGAACCAGACUGACCACUCAGCUAAGGGGAGUCUCUUUUGGACCCUGGAUCGCACCCAAACACGCUUUGGCCAGCGUCUACUACGACAUUGGGUUGGACGGCCGCUACUCGACAAAAUUCGGCUUGAGGAACGCACCGAUGCAGUAGAAGAGCUGACAAACCCUGCUCGCACAGUACCUGUGGAGCGCGUCAAGAGGCUGCUAGGUAGAAUCAAAAGUGAUCUUGAAAAAAGCCUGAUUCGAAUCUAUUACGGAAAGUGUACGCGGCCUGAGUUGCUCACAGUGCUGCAGACUAUGCAAACUAUCGCGAUGGAAUUUAUGGACGUCAAAUCUCCAGCUGAUACCGGAUUCAACUCCACCCUUGUGAGCGAAGCCAUCGCCUCCCUCCCCACCAUACAGGAGGAUGUCACUUGUUUCUUGGAUAAGAUCAAUCUUCAUGCCGCCCGAAGCGACGACAAGUAUGCGUUCUUCCGUGAAGAGGAAGAAACCGAAGAAAUUGGCGAAGAGAAGCUUGGAAUCGCUAGCAUCGAACAUGAAUUGAACGAGCACCUUGCGGUGGCCGGUGAGCGCAUUGGCAGGAAGAAAGUCGAGUACUCGACCGUCUCGGGGAUCGAAUACCUCAUCGAGAUCGAAAACAAUUCCUUGGCUAUCAAAAAAAUCCCUGCCUCUUGGGCCAAAAUCAGCGGAACAAAGAAGGUCUCGCGGUUCCACACUCCCGAGGUUAUCCAGCUCAUUCGGCAACGCGACCAGCACAAGGAAGCCCUGGCCGCGGCCUGCGAUCGUGCCUUCAUGGCCCUUCUCGCUGACAUUGCCACCCAAUACCAAUCAUUCCGCGACUGUGUUCAGUCCCUCGCAACGCUCGACUGCCUGCUCUCCCUCGCGACCAUUGCCCAGCAACCCGGCUACUCCAAACCCGAAUUCACAGAACGUCCAUGUCUCCACAUCGAACAAGGCCGACACCCAAUGGUAGAGCGUCUCCUAACAGACACAUAUGUUCCUAAUGACACCAACCUCGACCCGGACGCCACACGAGCCCUCCUUGUCACCGGCCCCAACAUGGGCGGUAAAUCCAGCUAUGUGCGCCAGGUUGCGCUCAUCGCCAUAAUGGGGCAAAUAGGCUCGUAUGUACCCGCAGCAUCCGCAAAACUGGGCCUCCUAGACGCCGUGUUUACACGUAUGGGCGCCUUCGACAACAUGCUCGCCGGCGAGUCCACCUUCAUGGUCGAGCUCUCUGAAACAGCGGACAUUCUGAAGCAGGCCACGCCCCGGUCCUUGGUCAUCCUCGACGAACUGGGCCGUGGCACGUCAACCCAUGACGGCGUCGCUAUUGCGCAGUCCGUACUGGACCAUAUGGUGCGGUCCAUCCGCUCCUUGACCCUUUUCAUCACGCACUACCAGCACUUGGCGCGCAUGGCGCGCGCAUUUCCGAACAAGGAACUUCGCAAUGUGCACAUGCGGUUUACAGAGUCUGGAGAGAAAGACGACGAGGAGAUCACUUUCUUAUACGAGGUUGCGGAGGGCGUGGCGCAUCGUAGCUAUGGGUUGAAUGUAGCGCGGUUGGCGAACCUGCCGCCAUCUGUGCUGGAUGUGGCGAAGACGAAGAGUGCGGAGCUGGAGGAGUCAAUCAAGCGCAAGCGGUUGACGGCUCUGGUUGGGGCUGUUGAGAAGGUUGUUGAGACUGGGGAUAGCAAUGCUGGAGAUGAGGAACUGCUGGAUCGUUUGGCUGCAAGUGUGGAGCAGCUGUAG
Penicillium macrosclerotiorum is the source of this 3378-nucleotide messenger RNA. It is a transcript of the gene msh3, whose product is annotated as mismatch repair protein MSH3. The transcript is spliced from 3 exons. Gene Ontology annotation, molecular function: mismatched DNA binding; ATP binding; ATP-dependent DNA damage sensor activity. The record is from RefSeq and is a predicted model, not a curated record. Lineage: Eukaryota; Fungi; Ascomycota; Eurotiomycetes; Eurotiales; Aspergillaceae. Gene Ontology annotation, biological process: mismatch repair; mitotic recombination. Gene Ontology annotation, cellular component: nucleus. The coding region runs from base 1 to 3378 and encodes 1125 amino acids.